GUUUCCUCAUAAACUCCACUCUCCGCUUGCCGCGCUCGCUCUUGCCCGUCCGGCGACACGCAAAACGAGGAGCACAAACUCUCCUGAUUCGUCUUCGUCUUCGUCUUCGUUUCUUCUUCUACCUCCUCUUACCUCUCUCUUUAAACUCCUUUUUCAUCAUCUUCGUGUUCAAUUCCUAUUAAUGGAUAACGAUGCAAAGCAAGAGUAUCUACAAACUUCCACUCCUCCUCAUCCAGUAGAAGAAACUGUAACUCUAAUCGAUCUAUGCAGCGGCGGCGACGACUCCGGCUUGGUGGAGCAAGAUGUACAACGAAGGUAUAAUUCUGGAGGAGCCAAGAGGCCACGCGGUUCAUCUGCACUGGACAUGAACAAUGCGAAGAAGAAGCCAACGGCUGAUGAGCUAAAGUUCGUGCUUCCGGAAGGAUUCGGCCCAUCAAUCACGACGGAGGCGUCGUCCGGCAGAGUUGGCAGUUGUAAUAAGCAGUUUUGGAAAGCUGGAGACUAUGAAGGAGCGCCUGGUGGUAACUGGGAUCUUUCUUCAGGUGGCUUUGAUCAUGUAAGAGUCCAUCCCAAGUUCUUACAUUCUAAUGCUACCAGUCACAAAUGGGCUCUUGGAGCAUUUGCAGAGCUUUUGGACAAUGCUUUGGAUGAGGUUGCUAGUGGAGCUACUUAUGUUAACGUAGACAUGCUCGAAAACAAGAAAGAAGGAAACAGGAUGUUAUUAAUUGAAGAUAAUGGAGGUGGGAUGAAUCCUGAGAAAAUGAGACAGUGCAUGUCUCUAGGAUACUCUGCCAAAAGCAAACUUGCAAACACCAUUGGACAAUAUGGAAAUGGUUUUAAGACUAGUACAAUGAGACUUGGGGCUGAUGUCAUUGUGUUCUCCCGCUCCCCUGGAAAAGAUGGAAAGAGCUCUACGCAGAGCAUCGGGCUCCUAUCAUAUACGUUUCUUAGGAGCACAGGAAAGGAGGACAUUGUUGUACCCAUGCUUGACUACGAAAGAAGAGACACUGAAUGGAGUAAAAUAGCGCGGUCUUCCCUUAGUGAUUGGGAUAAGAAUGUGAAAACAAUCAUUCAAUGGUCGCCAUUCUCUAGUGAAGAAGAUCUUCUUCGUCAGUUUGCUCUAAUGAACGAUCAUGGCACACGUAUAAUCAUAUAUAACCUGUGGGAAGAUGACCAAGGGAUGUUAGAGCUUGAUUUUGAUGCCGAUCCACAUGAUAUCCAACUUAGAGGUGUCAAUCGGGAUGAGAAAAACAUCAAAAUGGCUGCUCAGUUUCCUAAUUCUAGGCACUUCCUAACCUACAAACACUCACUAAGGAGUUAUGCAUCAAUCCUCUACCUAAGAAUUCCACCUAGUUUUCGUAUCAUACUACGAGGAAGUGAUGUUGAGCACCACAACGUAGUGAACGAUAUGAUGCAGACUGAGCAGAUCACUUAUCGACCUCAGUAUGGUGCCGAUUCAUAUGUUAAGGAUUCAAACAUGUCUGCCGUUGUCAUUCUCGGAUUCGUAAAGGACGCAAAGCAUCAUGUUGAUGUUCAAGGCUUUAAUGUCUACCACAAAAAUCGACUCAUCAAGCCAUUUUGGAGGAUAUGGAAUGCAACAGGCAGUGAUGGUCGUGGCGUCAUAGGUGUGCUUGAAGCUAAUUUUGUUGAGCCUGCUCAUGAUAAGCAAGGGUUUGAGCGUACAACAGUUCUCUCUAGGCUCGAAACACGGCUAAUUCAAAUGCAGAAAAUUUAUUGGAGCACCAACUGUCACAAAAUUGGCUAUGCUCCCAGGCGACACCCAAAGGCUGGAAACGAUUAUGGUCACACAAACACAUCACCAGAAAAUGAUCAUGAGGAAUACAGUCCAUCAGGCUUUAAAACUCGAGCUUCUGACAAGUUCUACUCAAGUUCAUAUCCGAAUCAUAGAGGGGACAAUGGUGUGUCAGGGAAUGAUAGUUCACUGUAUUUGCAAGAGGAGCUGCGCCGUGAGAGAGAGCGCAGCAAGGCUCUUGAAGCUGAGGUUGAAUUAGCAAGGCAAAAAAUAGAAGAAAUGAGCAAAGAGCAAGAGAAUCUAAUCGCAAUAUUCACAGAGGAAAGAGACAGACGUGAUGUAGAGGAAGAAAGUCUGAGAAAUAAGCUAGAGGAGGCGUCAAACACUAUCGAAGAGUUGUUGAAUAAGAUUAAAAUGCUGGAGGGAUCUAAAGGCCCGAGCUGGAGACGUUAGACAUUGAACUUGCAUAUAUAAUUGGAAGUUCAAAUUAUCCAAAAAGGUAUCUCUGUUUGAUUUAUGGCUCGACCUGCAUGGGGGUUAAAUGAAAUGUUGUAGAUUAGUGUAAGUCUUUGGCCUUUGAUUGUUUUUUUCUCAUUUUUUUUAAUUUACAAACUGGCUAAUCUCUUAGCUGUAGCAGAAGCCAGUUGUCAUGUUUGUACCAUUAGUGAUUUCCAUGUAAAAAACAACCACAAUAAGUAAGAAUUUGUGCUGACU
This is a messenger RNA of Brassica oleracea var. oleracea, 2467 nucleotides long. RefSeq names its product MORC family CW-type zinc finger protein 4-like. Bases 182 to 2206 code for a protein of 674 amino acids. Lineage: Eukaryota; Viridiplantae; Streptophyta; Magnoliopsida; Brassicales; Brassicaceae. The transcript is spliced from 19 exons. Gene Ontology annotation, molecular function: ATP hydrolysis activity. The record is from RefSeq and is a predicted model, not a curated record. Gene Ontology annotation, cellular component: nucleus.